UAUUUCAUAUACACCUUAGGAAAAACCAUUGUUAUACAUGGGAAAUCAUUUCUUGGCAACAGCGCAUCGGCUCGUCUACUUUCAUCGCUAUUCGUACAUAUUUCCUACCGUUAACGCGCACCUGUAUCACGAAUGAGAAUAAUAAGCAGAUACGCUGUGUUGCCAAUUUGAGUAGAGCUUCCCGAAUUGUGGGGAAUUUAGAGUUAAGUGUUGAUUCAUUCAAGCUUUUAAUCAGCAUGGCCUAGACGUUAGAACUUCAUAAAGAUAACAUUGAAGCUGAAUGCUGCUGGAGAAUAGUGUUUCGAAUAUUCAGAGCGGAGCGGGACACUAUACUCGUUCAAUGGGUCAUCAAGCCACAGUCUUUCCAACAAAGAAAUUAUUUUACGAAAAUGCGUUAUAUUUUUACGAUUUUGUCGUCACCAAAUCUCUGUUUCUCAAAAUGUACGUCUAUUGUAGAAUUUUCAGCAAACUAAGCAAGAAACGUGAUCUAGUAUUUACUCAACAUUACGGAUUUCUCGAAAUACAUUAAGAAAUGUGACCUAGAUACCUAACU
Messenger RNA from Acanthoscelides obtectus, 553 nucleotides. The record is from the annotation of a GenBank genome assembly. Lineage: Eukaryota; Metazoa; Arthropoda; Insecta; Coleoptera; Chrysomelidae.